UAAUAGUGUAUUGUUUUAUUGUCUCCAUGUACAGUAUAUUGUAGACCGCUUUGGUUGUAUUUAAAGUGCUCCCGAAAGACAAUUGAGUGGAGUUGAGUUGGCUUAUUUUGGGGUUAGUAGUCACAUUACCAGUAGGUGGCGGCCUGACAGUUUCUUGCGGGAAGAAGAAGAAGAAGAAGAAGAAGAAGAAGAAGAAGAAGGAAGCAAACGAAAACAUCAUGGCAGCGCCCGCGGAACACGCCGGAUUGCCGUCAACGUCAGAAACGGACGUGAAUGGCGAUCCCGCAAGUUCCGAAUGAAGGCCGGGAGGUGUGAUUUGGGAUGGCGACGGCGACGACUCGACCGAGCCCAGGAUCCUGGACACCCCGCAGGACAUCCGGCUCGAGGCGGUCGCCAACACGGUGGCCGUCCACCCGACCCGCGACCUGCUGGUGUGCGGGGACGUGGACGGCGACGUGUACGCGUUCUCCUACUCGUGCACGGAGGGCGAGAACCGCGAGCUGUGGUCCUCCGGCCACCACCUCAAGUCCUGCCGCCAAGUGCGUUUUUCCGACGACGGCGAGAAGCUCUACAGCGUCUCCAAGGACAAGGCUGUCCACGUGCUGGACGUGGAGCGAGGACGGCUGGUCAGCAGGAUCCGCGGCGCGCACGGCGCUCCCAUCAAUUCUCUGCUGCUGGUGGACGCCAACAUCCUGGCGACCGGAGACGACGGGGGCACACUGAAGGUGUGGGACAUGAGGAAAGGUUCGGCCAUUAUGGAUUUGAAGCACCAUGACGACUACAUCAGUGACAUGGCCGUGGAUGAAGGCAAAAAGAUCCUGCUGACAGCCAGCGGCGACGGCACCAUGGGCGUCUUCAACAUCAAGAGGCGGCGCUUCGAGUUACUGUCGGAGUACCAGAGCAGCGAUCUGACCUCGGUGACGCUGAUGAAGCGAGGCAAGAAAGUGGUCUGCGGCUCGAGCCAAGGCACCGUCUACAUCUUCAACUGGAACGGCUUCGGGGCCACCAGCGAUCGCUUUGCCCUACAAGCGGAGUCGGUGGACUGCAUUGCCCCGAUCAGCGACAGCAUUAUAUGCGCCGCCUCCAUGGAUGGCUAUAUCCGGGCCAUUAACAUCCUCCCCAACCGCAUCAUCGGCUGCAUCGGGCAGCACGUUGGCGAACCCGUCGAAGAGCUCGCUAAAAGCUGGGACUCUCGUUUCCUGCUCAGCUGUGCCCACGACCAGCUCAUCAAGUUCUGGGACAUCUCCUCGUUAGCCACGACCACCGUCAAUGAGUACCGCAAGAGGAAGAAGAAGGAUGGACGCAUGAAAUCGCUUUCCAAAAAAGCUCUCGGAGACAGCGACUUUUUCUCAGGACUUGUUGAGGAGCCGCAGAAAAAGGAAGAGGAGGAAGUGGAUGACAGUGACAGUGGCAGCGAUUAAAAGUCCAUUUUGUGUUGCUUGAAUUUUGAUGUUUCUCACAAUGUUUUACUUCUACUCCCUACAUUUGAAAGCAAGCCAAGUGUCUGUGCUGGCUAGGGCUUACUUUGUCAAAAUAGCCUUGGCGUUUAUGACGGUGGAACUACGAUGAUUUGUAGCGAAUGUGUUGUCCUUGUGCCAGCUGAAAAAUCUCCAUGUUCUGCCCUUCAAAAGUCUGUCUCAUUCCCCCAAAAAAGGGGAAAUGUAUUUUGUUCGGUGGCCAUGAGCUAAGUUGCAUUUUUUUGUUUUUCGCUUCACAAGUUUUCGGUUGCAUUAAAGCCAGCAUCUUACCUGAUUUGUGUGAACGCUAUUUAAGGUAAUUAACAGAGGAAAGCAUUUGUUAUCAAAAUGUAUGUUCUGUAGUUGUAAUUGACAGGAGAAACUAGUGUUUUUUUUCUUUUAACGUUUUAUUCAAUCAGUACCGGUACGUCAACUUCACAGGAGUGGUUUUCUGCACAAGUAUAUCAAUACUUCCGCCAAAGCACACAGUGCGAUGCCCCCUUGUUCUUUUCAGACUGAAAUAAGAGAGCCGCUCAAGUUCAAAGAAUUCUUCCUCUUAUUAACACUUUCAUAUUAAAUUGUUGUUU
Molecule: messenger RNA, 2044 nt
Organism: Hippocampus comes (tiger tail seahorse)
Lineage: Eukaryota; Metazoa; Chordata; Actinopteri; Syngnathiformes; Syngnathidae
Gene: wdr55
Product: WD repeat domain 55
Exons: 4
Molecular function (GO): protein binding
Source: RefSeq, a predicted model, not a curated record